Molecule: messenger RNA, 2700 nt
Organism: Echinostoma caproni
Lineage: Eukaryota; Metazoa; Platyhelminthes; Trematoda; Plagiorchiida; Echinostomatidae
Source: the annotation of a GenBank genome assembly
UUUGGCUACCUCAGUUUGGGUGACACAGCACAACAACUUGCGGAUCCAUCAUAUUUCUAUGCCAACAAUCCACAGUUGCUGAAAAAUUUUGGAUCGCUUCCAACUGCUGGACCCAAGCGCAGUGGUCCCCGUUUUGGACGCUACUCUAGCGCAGAUCCCGGAGUAAAUGCUGUGAACGGAUAUUCUGUGGUCAAUCACUGGGGGCUGGUGAAUAAACUGGAAAAUGUUGGUCUGUUCGGUACACCGCCUCCUAUUCAGGGAAAUGGGUUUGCAAAGCAAAAUUACAAAUCUUGUCGAAAGUCCUACAAUGAACAGCAAACUUGGCCCCAACAGACAUCGAAAAAAUUGGAACAAGAGUUGUUUGGAAAGCCAAAACGUGGUCUCAAUUUCCAGCUUUACGAUAGCAUCCCGGUGACUCAAUCAGGACCGAAUUGGACUCCUGUCAAGCCCAUUACAUCUUUUACUGAAGUUGAGUUACAUCAGAUCAUAAAAGACAAUAUAGAACGUGCUCAGUACAUCCAUCCAACUCCGGCACAGAAAUACGCCUUGCCUAUUAUCGCAGCCAAGCGUGAUUUGAUGGCAUGCGCUCAAACCGGAUCUGGUAAAACGGCGGCCUUCCUGUUGCCGAUUCUAAACCGGUUGCUGAAAACAGGUCAUGAUGAUGAACAACCUCCACAGUCCGUCACUGGUGAGGCUUCACCGACUGCUUUAGUGCUUGCACCUACUCGGGAGUUAUCGUGCCAGAUCUACGACGAGGCACGUAAAUUUUCAUAUCGAUCAGAGGUGCGUCCGUGUGUUGUGUAUGGUGGUGCUUCCAUCAUGGCCCAAGUGCGUGAGCUAUCGCACGGUUGCAACAUUUUGGCUGCUACCCCAGGCCGAUUAGUUGAUAUGAUUAGUCGGGGUAAAGUCAGCUUGGAGCAUGUCAAGUAUCUUGUCCUUGAUGAGGCUGAUCGGAUGUUGGAUAUGGGGUUUGAACCUCAAAUAAGACGUAUUGUAGAACAGCAUCGAAUGCCCCCUGCUGGACAGCGACAAACCUUGAUGUUUUCGGCAACAUUUCCCAAAGAAAUUCAAAUAGCGAUAGAUCAGCAGUCCUCGAGCUGUUUUCGAAGUGCACCGCCUAAUUCUAUUUCAUCUAUACAUUUUGUAGCGGACCCAGAAGGUCUUGUUUUGGUGUUCGUGGAAACCAAACGAGGUGCAGACGCUCUGGCUCACUAUCUUAGUCAGUUGAACUUCCCCGUGGCUUCAAUCCAUGGUGAUAGACCACAGUCAGAUCGAGAACGGGCAUUAUCUUCAUUCCGUGAAGGACAUACACCGAUUUUGAUUGCUACUGCGGUUGCUGCCCGGGGACUGGAUAUACCGAAUGUGAAGCAUGUGAUCAAUUUUGAUCUACCUUCUGAUAUUGAGGAGUAUGUGCAUCGAAUCGGUCGCACUGGGCGAAUGGGUCAACCUGGAUCAGCCACUUCAUUUUUUUCCGAGCGUAAUCAGAACGUGGUUCGAGAUCUCGUGGAAUUAUUGCGUGAAUCGAAACAAUCUGUUCCGCCUUGGCUCGAAGCUCGGCUGACUUAUUCCAGUGGGGACAGCCGGCGUAGUAAGAACAACAGUGCCUCCAACAGACGCCGUCCAAACUACGGUUCUUUUGAUUGCCGGCAACACGGAAAUCGGGGGAGUAGCUACGUCAGCACAGUUCCAAUGACCAACAACAGCAACUUGGCUAACGGUGGUUUUGGUCUUCUGGCAAAGCCGCAACAGUCUAAUCGACUGAUGUAUCGAGGUGGACAUAGCUUCAUUGGACGCGGAGGGCCAUUCACUGGAGUCGAUCAGCAAGUUCCACCAGGUAUGCCUCCUCCAAUGCCCUUGUUUCAGGCACAACCAAGGCCUCAACAUUCUCAUCCAACUGCCCUGUUGCCACCGGGGACGCCGUCUGCUGCUGCAAUGCAUCAGUUUCUAGCGGCCGCAGCGGCAGCAGGUUUACAUCCGGCUGCUGCUCCGAAUGCCGGUGGCAAUGCCAACGGACCAACAGGUGGUACCAUGUCUGCUGUCUCUACAGGGGGCUAUAGUGCUCACUUGCCUCCAGGUACUGGAGCCCCGUUCCCCGGAGCGACUUAUCAGGCAUUUCACCCUGCCUCCAUGUUCUCUACUCCAAAUUCAGUUUCGGCCCACCACACGAUCUCGUCUCAUGGUCGCGAUGGUACCGCAACUACCGUGGUUUUCCCACCUCCGACCGGUCUUUUCCACACCGGGGGCUCAGGUGCUCUUGCCGGAACCACACCCACUUUCAGCUCUGCUAAUUCGGCCGCUGGACAUCAGGCUCUGCAGCAACAACAGCAACAGCAAGCAACUUUGAUCCCAAGCAAUUUCGCUAUGUCUUACUACGGUCAACCGCGGACAUACGGCGCUGGAUCAACUGCUCCUCAACGACAAUCGCCACAUCAACAACAACAAGCGGCUAUGGCUGCGGCAAUGGUUGCAGCUAUGUCAAAUGGUGCGCAAGCAACCGUUCCUGGUCCGGAUCCUAAUACUUCAAUAUCCUCACCAGUCAACAACGCGCAACCCGUGCAAAACGAUAAUUCGUUCGCCAUUGAUUCAGGCACUGCCUCCAGCCCACCUGCUACCGGUUCCGUUAAAACCGGUCCCGUGAUUCAACCAGUUUACCGAGGCAAUGGAGUUGGUGACUGGUGGCCCACAGUCGCGGCUAGCUGA